AUGGCGCUGACAGUACAACCCUCGCUGCUCAUACUUGUUUCUCAAACACUUUUGGCUGCGUGUCAUCUGCCAGGCACCUCUGAUGACGAUGAUUCCCUGACACAUGCACCCAGUGUUCUGGGAGAUGUGCUUGUUAGAGAACCGCAGCAUCUCUGUUCUGUUAUCUUCCUUACUGAUGACCGCACCUACAACUCAUUUCUAAUAUCAGUAACAGGAGAAAAGAACUUUUCAUCGGGUUUGUCAGUUUUCGAGGUGUCAGCGGGCGGCCCGGACGCUAACGUGACGCUGGCACAGCUCUCCCAGGUGGUCGGCGAGGCUCGGAAGGUGCGGCAGGCGUCAUGGUGCGUUACGGUGGUGGUGGUGAGUGACGACCUCGCCUUCCUCGCCGCCGUCGCCCAGUGGUCCCUCAAGAGCGGCCUCCUGGUGUGGUCGACGAGGCUCCUGGUGGUCACCCGCCUUCCCCUCCACCACCUGCACGUCCUCCACAACACCUUCUCCAUCACCAACUCCAUGCUGCUCCUUGUGGAAGGUGCAUCGAAAAUUCAAAGGUGCAGUGUGUACAUCCAGUUACCGUACAGCCCCCGGGGAGGCCAGGCGCUGAAGGUGGCCUCCUGGACGCCCCACCGAGGCCUCGCCCUCACCUCCAGUGUCCCACUCUUCCCUGACAAGUUCUCCAGACUCGUGCAUCACCCGACGUUAGUAGUGGCCGGGGAGGUGUACCCCGGCCAGACGGAGGCGCUGGUCGACGACCCUCAGGCUCCCGACGGCAGGAGGCUGGUCUUCAGGGGGCCCGCUGCUAGCGUCCUCGACUACCUUGCGCAGGCUCUCAACUUCUCGUACACCUAUAUCAGGGAGCAUGAUGGCAAUUUUGGCACCAUGUUGAACAGGGUCGUCUGGAAGGAGGCAGAUAUCGCGCUUGGUCCCUUCGUUGUAAGUUACAGUCGACUUGAAGUUGUCGACUUCUCGUGGCCACUACAUGUAGGAGUGUCAAAAAUCCUGGGCGGCCGAGGCCGGCCGGUGAAGGACCCGUGGAGCUUCCUGUUUCCCCUGACGCCCCUUGUGUGGGUGGCGACCCUGUCGUCGGUGCUGGUGCUGCCUCUGACGGUGCUCCUCUUGAGCUCCUGCUUCUCCCUUAAGAUGGCUGACGCAGGUGUUUCAUUGUCAAAAAUAUUCACUUACAUUCGCGUAUUAUUGCAACAGGACUUCAGCACCUCGGAUGAGUGGUGGUGGGAGAGGAUGGUGAUGCUGGCGUGGAUGAUGGUGACGCUCGUAUUGACAAGGAGCUACUCUGGCAACCUUCUUGCUCUCCUGGCCGUCAAAUACAUUCCUCAGCCCUACCAGACUCUGGAAGAUGUUGUGCGCGACCCGUCAGUCAAAAUGAUAUGGAAAGCUAACACCAUAUACGAAAACUAUUUUCGUACCUCAACGUCUGGCAUUUACCGCGAGGUUGGUGAUCUGGAGACGAAGGGGCGAGUGGUGCGCAGACCUCACUCGGAGAUCAUCGCUGCCCUGGACACUCUGGUGAGGCAGGGAGACCAUGUCCUCAUGGAUAUUGACGACAACAUCAUCAGCCUUAUGUUCGAUGAUUUCCUGCGAACAG
Messenger RNA from Procambarus clarkii (red swamp crayfish), 1600 nucleotides. Lineage: Eukaryota; Metazoa; Arthropoda; Malacostraca; Decapoda; Cambaridae. The record is from RefSeq and is a predicted model, not a curated record.